Molecule: messenger RNA, 3561 nt
Organism: Oreochromis aureus
Lineage: Eukaryota; Metazoa; Chordata; Actinopteri; Cichliformes; Cichlidae
Product: 7 transmembrane receptor domain-containing protein
Exons: 4
Coding region: 235-1317 (360 amino acids)
Biological process (GO): G protein-coupled receptor signaling pathway
Cellular component (GO): neuron projection; plasma membrane
Molecular function (GO): neuropeptide binding; neuropeptide Y receptor activity
Source: RefSeq, a predicted model, not a curated record
GAGAAACACCAUCUCUCUGCCUGACUCUUCAUACCAGUGUGGGCUUCUGUGUAGCUUGCAAUACGACAUUUGUUUCUAGAGAUUUAAGACCUGUGGCAAGAAAGAAAAGACGUGAAGGGAGAAAAAAAAGGGUAACAGUGAUAGCUAGAAAAUAACCUAAUUUGCUGAAGUGAAGAGAUACCACACAGGGAUUUUCUAAGUGCCUCCAAUUUGCACAGGCUGGCCUGCAUAGACAUGGAUGUCUUCAUGGAUAAGGAUUUCAGUAUGACUGGGAACACGAGUCAUGAAACGCCACGAGCAAGAAUAGAAGGAAACAAAGACCAAGGACUCAACCACAGUGACCCCUUGGACAUGUUCAUAGGCAUAGAGCUCCUUCAGCGAUACAAGCCUCUCUUCUUGCCUUUGUACUGCCUUGUUGUGGUAGUAGCUGUUGUUGGAAACUCCUUCCUUUUGGCUUGCAUCCUGGCUGACAAGAAACUCCACAAUGCCACCAACUUUUUCAUCGGUAACUUAGCAGCAGGUGACCUGUUGAUGUGUUUGACUUGUGUUCCGCUGACAGUGUCUUACGCCUUCGACAGCCACGGCUGGGCUUUUGGAAGACCUUUCUGCCAUUUGGUUCCCUUGCUGCAGUGUGCCACAGUCUUUGCAUCGGUGCUUUCACUCACUGCUAUUGCUGUGGACCGCUAUAUUGUUGUAGCUCAUCCAGUACGGAGGAGGAUUUCUGUGUGGGGUUGCGGUGCAGUGACUCUGGGUGUCUGGCUUUUAUCUUUGGCCCUGGCCGCACCUCCAUCUUACUACACAGACUACCUGGACCUGCGGCCCACGGGCAUUGACCUGGUAGUGUGUGAAGAAUUCUGGCCAAAUAGUGGCAAUCUGCGGCUUCUCUACUCUUGCUUCAUUUUAAUAACCUCGUAUAUGAUCCCACUGCUGUCAGUUAGCGUAUCCUACUGUGCCAUUACUAUCAGUUUGAAGCGCUAUUCAGUGCCUGGGGAGCCAUCAAACAGUCAGCAGCGCUGGAGCCAAAGGAGGAAAAAGACUUUCUCUCUGCUGGUGGCCUCAGUGCUGGCCUUUGCCCUGUGUUGGCUGCCUCUCCAGGUGCUGAACCUGUUGCUGGACUUGGACCCAGACUUCCAUAUUAUGGGCAAGCGCUACAUAAAUGUCUUACAAGUAUGUUGCCACUUAGUGGCUAUGAGUUCUGCAUGUUACAAUCCUUUCAUUUAUGCCUCACUGCACAGCAAGGUGCGAAUGCACCUCAAAGGUUAUCUCUGUCCUUGCCACAACCGCCAGAGGAGGAUGGUGGAGAGAUCCAGGAGUUGAACCCACAAUGCAACUGUAGCAGCUCUUGAUAUGCAGAGCCCAUUCUUAUCCGCAAGCUAGCACCUGCACCCCAGCAUGAGCGUUAAUGUCUGAGACAUCCAGGAGAAUACAAUGCAGCUGUUCAACAUUUAUUUAAACCAUUUUCUCCAUGCUUUACCAGCAUUUUGUGACGUCAUGGCAUUUAGUCCUUUCUUGUAGCGUCCCCAAAGGCAGUGCUAAAAAAAACAAAGAAAAAACACUGCUUACAAAAAAAAAAUCCAAUGAUGGUAAAGAAGAAAGAAGACCAGUGAAGAGUCCACUGGGAUCCCUGUGUUGUGCUUAGAUGGCAGUGCUGCGGAGGCUAAGCAGACGCUGCAGCUUUGAAAAGGCCAGCGGGGGUAUAAACAGUGUUCAGCUGUAGCAGACUUAUGCUUGAGGCUGAGAUCAUGGGUGUUAACACUGGUUACAGGGACCGGUUUGCUUAAACAUUAAACACUUGACUUCAGGGAGCUGACCGUACAGUGAACUCCUCAAACCAGACGUGGAUCAGGAAAAGACAUGCGAUGGUUUUAUGUUGUCCACAGCACUGAAUGUCCGCCUUUCAAAAAUGUCAUUCAAUUAUUUACAUAUAUUAUUGAAUAACAAAUUACUGGCUAUUUUUAGGUUUAUUAAACGUAAUUAGGUGGUACAGUCUAAGUGUGUUUAUGUGUAAUAAAUAUAUAUUUGUGUUUGUGCAUACAUGCUGUAUGCAGUUUCUUCAUUUUCUGCAGGUCAAAACCUCAGUAUGUGCAAUAAUGAUAAAAAUGCAUCUUACUGUAUAUGACACCUUGCAGCAGUAUUGGAAAUCGUCUUCAAUUAUAUCUUAUCAAUACCAAAUUAAUAAAGGAUUUACUUGAGUGAGUGCUCAUAGUUAAAUGUUAAGUGCUCUGGCUCUACCUGACAAAAGAGACUGGCACAAUAAUUAAUUAUUACAUAAUUAAAGCACGAACAAAAACAAUAACUGUAAAGCAUUACUCUGCUGAUGCCGUUCACAUUGACUUACCAUCAAGUAUGAUUAAUGCUUUCAUAGGCUGGGUAUGAAGACUCACCAGAGGACAUGCUAAUGUGCUCUAAAUUGCAUGUAAGCAGAAUUAAUUUGGUUCAUUCAGUUAAUUAGAAACCUAAAAUGUUCAUUGCUGCUAAUUUCUGUCUAUGUAGAUCUGUUUAGAGCUCUCUAUAUGGACAGAUAGAUAGAUAGAUAGAUAGAUAGAUAGAUAGAUAGAUAGAUAGAUAGAUAGAUAGAUAGAUAGAUAGAUAGAGUGCAUCAAAUGCAAUAAAUGGAUCAGAGUGCAGGGUAAAAUGUCCAUCAACAAAUCUAAUCAGCCCAUUCAGAAAUAGCAAACACCAUUUGCUCAAACAUAUCCAGUGUACCUUUAGUGCAAACUAAUGAGCCACAGCUCCCCAGCCAAUGCUCGCUGAUGCCAACUGUCACCUUUUAACAAUCAAAUUACUUUGCUGUCUGUUGCUUGGCAGCUUGGUUGCUCUGGCUUUUCUCUCUAAGUAAACCUUGAGACUGCAUUUGCCUCUCCUCAAUUGGAUUUUUGUCCUGAUGCUUUUUCUGAAAGGAUUUAAAAGAGUUAUUGUUGUGUUCUUUAAAAGUGAUUUUGUUUGUUUGUUUACUUGUUUGUAUUUUUUAAACUGAAUUUCAUCUCUUUCCGCCAAAUGCCCUACCGCCACACAUAAUAGGCACUUGCAGAUCCCACCCCCACUCUGUCUGUUGAUGGCACCAAUGUUCCUUAUCUGAAUGUAUUUACGUCAUUGUCAAUGUAAACUUUGGUUAUAUAGAUGAUAUGACAGUACUUUAUCAGAUGUGGACCUCGGUUUCCCCACUAAAAAUCUAUUAUUUGAAUGAGUGUUCCACAACAAAAAAAUAUUAAAAAAUAUACCCUUGACAACCAUAAAGAUACCUUCAUGACGUAUCAGUGUGAAAGUGUGACUAGUAUGAGUCAUUUCAAGUAUUCUCUUGUAAACUGUAAAUUAUGCUGGUAAGCUAUGAGUGUACAAAAGCGGCUAACAUUUCCACUUUAUUUAUCUGUGACUAAGUCAAUGAAGAAAAAAAGACACUGAACUGUGGCUUUGUAUGUUAAUUUCAUUUACUGAAAAACCAUGCAUGUGCAAGCAGAGUAAUGGGUGGAAAACCAGGUCUUAUAUAUUUAAGCCAAUUUCAAAAAUUCCAUGUUUAGGUUGUUGUUUUUGGCUAUUGUUGAAUUAAAAAACUUGAACAUU